ACGCGUGCCUUUGGGUUUUUAUAAAAGCAAAGUUGUACUUUUUGAAUUCUCGAUUAAUAAAGUACUUUUAACGUGAACGUCUUCCCUCAUCUCUUGCUACCUGGGAGUGAUAACUGGUUUCAUUGCUACCCCACCACGUCCCAUACAUCUCCCCCUCCUAUCUAUCUCAACAACCCACCGGGCAUCAAACACUCCCAGUCAAAGCCCACUCAUCCGCUCUUCCUCCUUCUCCUCCCCUCCCUCCUCCCACACACGUACACCGAACCCAAAGAAAACAAAAACAUGUCCGAAAUCCACCCCAGCAAACCCAACAUCGGCGUCUACACGAACCCGAACCACGACCUCUGGGUCGCCGAAGCCUCCCCUUCCCUCGACGAAGUCCAGCAAGGCAAAGCGAACCUCAAGGAGGGCGAAGUCCUCAUCAAUGUCAAGAGCACGGGUAUCUGCGGCUCCGACAUUCACUUCUGGCACGCUGGCUGCAUCGGCCCCAUGAUCGUCCGCGACUCGCACAUCCUAGGCCACGAAUCCGCCGGCCUCGUCCUCGCCGUGCACCCCUCCGUCACGCACCUGCAACCGGGCGACCGCAUCGCUAUCGAACCCAACAUCCCCUGCCUGAGCUGCGAACCCUGCCUCACGGGCCGCUACAACGGAUGUCCCGAUGUCGCCUUCCUCUCCACCCCGCCUUACCCAGGCCUGCUGCGCCGCUACCUCACCCACCCGGCAAAAUGGUGCCACAAGCUACCCGAUAACCUGACCUACGAGGACGGCGCCAUGCUGGAACCGUUGAGCGUCGCGCUGGCGGGCAUGGAUCGCGCGAAUGUUAGGCUGGGUGAUCCAGUGCUGGUCUGCGGCGCGGGACCCAUUGGCCUCGUGACGUUGCUGUGCUGUCGCGCGGCGGGCGCGGCACCCAUCGUGAUUACCGACAUCGACGAGGGGCGGUUGAAGUUUGCGCAGAGCCUGGUACCCGGCGUGAAGACACACAAGGUCGAGUUCAGCCAUACGCCUGCGGACUUCGCCUCUGCGAUUCACAAGCUCAUGGAAGGGGUGCAACCGGCCUUCGCGCUCGAGUGCACGGGCGUCGAGAGCAGUAUCGCGUCUGCCAUCGAGACGGUGAGGUUCGGGGGGAAAGUGUUCGUCAUUGGCGUGGGCAAGAACGAGAUCAAGAUCCCCUUUAUGACGCUCAGCACGCGCGAGGUCGAUCUGCAGUUCCAGUAUCGGUACGCGAAUACGUGGCCCAAGGCGAUACGGUUGAUGAAGGAGGGCAUCAUUGAUACGAAGAGGUUGGUGACGCAUCGGUUCGGCAUCGAGGAUGCCGUCGAGGCGUUCAAGACGGCGGGGGAUCCGAAGACGGGCGCCAUCAAGGUGCAGAUUCAGAAUCUGGAGGAAUAGUGGUGGUAAUAUGGGGGUGGUUGGGGGUCUUUUUUUCCUGCACGUGGAUAUAGAUAUUGCCUCUGCGCAGAAGCGCUGAGUAAGUGAAGUUCAAUGUAUUGGCCUUGCAGUCUGGUUUGAGAGUACAUCAGCCUAGAAGGUGUCCAGUUGCGGAGGGAAAUUCAUACCUGCUUUUAUGACCGUCGCUUUCUCCAACACAGAAAGCAUCUUUC
Messenger RNA from Westerdykella ornata, 1601 nucleotides. Its product is annotated as sorbitol dehydrogenase-like protein. The transcript has 2 exons. Bases 283 to 1389 code for a protein of 368 amino acids. Gene Ontology annotation, molecular function: L-iditol 2-dehydrogenase (NAD+) activity. The record is from RefSeq and is a predicted model, not a curated record. Gene Ontology annotation, biological process: D-sorbitol catabolic process. NCBI's taxonomy places the organism in Eukaryota, Fungi, Ascomycota, Dothideomycetes, Pleosporales, Sporormiaceae.